GCCCGCCACCCAGCGAGAGGAGGAUCGGCUGCGCUCCAGUCAGACCCGAAAGAGCAACCCACGCUCAGUUGCUCUCGACCCGUGGCACGGUAUCUCUCCCGAUCGAUCGUCGCCGCCUCAGCCGCCGCCGUGCUCGAAGCUAUAUCCUUCGUACUGUGGUUGCUUUCAGUUUGUAUAGGUUUCGUGCCCUGGAGGAACCCGAAUCGGAUACGUGGUGGUGCCAAUGACCCGUUCGGGCGACGAGAGGUGUUGCGUGAUAGUGGCUGCUUAGACCUAUUCCAGUGAUUGAUUGUCGGAGUUCAAUUUGCAGUGUGGUUGCGAUGGGCCCAUAGUCUGCAGUUUCCUGUUGUUUUGGUUAAAAUGUAAACAUCUCGUCACUUGAGACCCAAGGCUGAGUUCGUUUCGCCCUGAGAACUGUCCAUGUCGUUGAUCUUGCUCUGCCAGCGUAAUCUCAUCUUAUGUGAUAAGACUCCAGAGGUCCUCGAGACGUAACCGAGGGUUAGAACUUACUUAGAGGAGAAACGUGUAGUGGCCAUAAAAAGAAAAUGAAGAUAUAAAUGAUAUACCAGAAAGCCGUCAGGACGAAGUGCUAGUGCUUGGGCUGAGACAACUAAAAAAGAGUGAGGGGGGGAAAGAAGAGAUAAGAGAAAGAGAAAGAGAGAGAGAGAGAGAAAAAGAGAGCGGUGGUAGGAGGGUUGUGAAAUUACUGAGUUCUUUUUCCUAUUCAGUGGUACUUUUAACCAAAUCUUCCGGACAGUAGUAUCCAGACAAAAGCCUCAUCUUUGGCACAGAUUUAAAUGGGGAAAUGAGGAGAACAGGAGAAACAACAUCUCUCUCCAAGUGCUGUAGUCUUGAAGACCCCAGACGAAAAAGGUUAUCGGAGUGACCUCACAUCCGUUAAUGUAUGAGAAAGAGGGAAAUGUACUGAGCUUAGGUUCGUCCCAAUAGUCAUCCUCGCACGAUAUAUGCUUGAAUAGGCGAAGUCGCCUGAAGAGCGCGGAGAGGAGGCCCUCCAAAGUCAUCGUUUCCUGACCCCGCUGAUCGAACUUUGAUCUGAGAAGUUGCCCUGGGGGCGACGGCCGCUGACCUGAGGACACAGGCGUCCGUGGCUGCACUGCGCCGAAGGAAGUCUCCCCCCCAAGAGCUUUCAAUUCAGCGAACAUGGCGGAGGAAAGCAAAAUUAACAUGGUUGGAAUGAGACAGACUUGGGCAUCCUUCGGUCGUUGUCUGGGCAAGUUGUGGCAUGUCAUUCUGCUCUUCCACUUCAUUCCAACCGAUACAGGGGCACAGUAUACUGUUUCUCCAUCAUCUACAGAAUCGGGCGCUUGGGUCGGGGUCGAGAACAACACGAUGGUGAAUGUGAAGGCUCAGCUUGGCUACACCGCUUUCCUUCCAUGCUCAGUUCGAAUGAUUGGAGACAAACAGAUCUCCUGGAUUCGUCGAAGAGACUGGCACGUCUUGACUUCGGGCGUCUUCACCUACACAAACGACGAGAGAUUCACCAUCACGCAUCGGGACGGAGCCGACGACUGGACACUUUCUAUCAAGUACCUUCAGGCACGCGAUAAUGGCACCUAUGAGUGCCAGAUAUCGACUGGCACAGGAAUUGUGAGUCAGUUCGUCAACCUCAACGUCAUAGUUCCUGAGGCUUUUAUUCUGGGUAACAGCGAGUACCACGUCGAGACAGGAUCGCCCAUCAAUCUCUUCUGCAUUAUUGAACAGACGCCCAUCCCGCCCCACGUCGUGUACUGGAAGCACAACGACCGCCUGCUCAACUACGACAACAUUCGAGGGGGAGUGUCGGUGACCAUCGACCACGGAACCAAAACCUCUUCCAGGCUGGUGAUUUCUGGCGCAACCACCAAGGACUCCGGAAACUACACUUGCGAAGCUCCCAACACUCAGCCGGCCAUCGUUCACGUCUUUGUCAGCCAAGGAGACAAGACGGCAGCGAUUCAGCGCAGAACCUCAGGAUCGGUGAGCGUCAUGCUGGCUGAACUGUGGGUGGUCCUACCUGCUCUAACAGUCAUGUAUUGGGUAACGAAGGACACCUCUGCUCUUUUAUAGUGAGGCUAUUUUCAGCCAUUCUCAACUCACGUACGUGGUUGGCCAAGAGGCCAUCCAUGAUCGCGGCGCUCAGUGUCCGUAGUGAGUCUCAGAAAAAAACAAAAAAUAAAAUAAAACAAACUAUAAUAGUCUGGUGGUCCCAAACACCGUCUCCUAUUGCUCACGUCACGUUUAAAGAAAAGGGGUCAUAUGAUUAUGAAGCCUCUUUAGAUUUAGGAGCAUCUUUCUGACUGUCCUCGGGAGAAGAUGAGAUAUAAAAAAAAACAACAAUUAGGUAGCUAUUAAAUAGUAAUGUGCAUGUUUCAUGAUUUGUGUGCUGCUAUGAGCUCUUGAGUGAAAAAAGGACGAAUUGCAAUUCGAAAUAGAAAAGUUGCAAGUUACUUUCUACCCGUUAUUCAGUGUUUCACGCAAAACAGGAUGCACAGAAGAUUUCUGGAAGAUUCUGACAGACCCAGAAAAGUCCCCGUUCAUUAAAAAGGAAAACCGGUGUCCACAUAAGACUUGAUUCGGCGGAAGUUUUUUUCUAGUAACUUUGGGCAUACGCGUUGUCAUGCCCAGAAAAGACGGGUCAAUAUUUUCUCUGAGUCUGUGUUUAUGUAAAUUUGUUUUUAGACUAGAGCUGUUUUGUAAACCAUCUAAACGCUCAUAUAUAUAUAUCAUAUGCACACAUAUAUUGUGUGUUGUGUGUAAAAUGUGUGUAUUUAUGUAUAUAUAUGUAUAUAAAAAUAAUUUAGCCUUUCUCUAUUGAGAUAUUUAUUUCAUGAAGAUGUGAUGUCAUGUCCAUAGCCCAUACGAGAUACAAGCUUUCUUUGGAAGAUGAUCUUUUAUCUAUAUAGUUUGUGUGCAUUGAAACCAUUAAGUACGCCUCCCGUAUAUCUCUCACGUGUGGAUUCUAUUUGGAAAGUACUCUCUACGUGUAGCAGAAGGAACGUCAUUUUCACUGUAGUUCUCGAGUUUUUAUACCGCUAUUUUAAAGGUCUCUCUCUCUCUCUCUCUCUCUCUCUCUCUCUCUCUCUCUCUCUCUCUCUCUCUCUC
This is a messenger RNA of Macrobrachium nipponense, 3102 nucleotides long. Its product is annotated as zwei Ig domain protein zig-8-like. The record is from RefSeq and is a predicted model, not a curated record. The transcript is spliced from 8 exons. Bases 1162 to 2067 code for a protein of 301 amino acids. NCBI's taxonomy places the organism in Eukaryota, Metazoa, Arthropoda, Malacostraca, Decapoda, Palaemonidae. Gene Ontology annotation, biological process: synapse organization. Gene Ontology annotation, cellular component: neuron projection membrane.